GCCCAGGCCUGGGUUGCCAUGGAUACCGUGUCCCUGGAGCAUCAGAUCCAGAGCGUGCAACGCCACAUCAGCUUCCUGAAAAAGGAGCAGAUGGCCCUGCUUCGAGACCUGCACCUGGAGAUCCUGAGGCUGCAGAAACGCUGCUCAGAACUGACCCAUGACCUGGAGAUGAGAGAGGUCCAGUCUCACCAGCAAGAAGAGGCGUCCCGGGAGCUGGAGAAGAAGUGCCGCGCGCUAGAGUCGCAGCUGGAGGCGCGAGCGGCGGCCAACGCGGAGCUGCGGCGGGAGGUGGCGCAGCGGGAGGCGCUGGUGUCUGCGCUGCGCUGCAGCCUGCGCUCCGAGGAGCGCCGCUUUCUGGAGGAGCUGCGGCGCCGCAGCCACCGCGCCACCGUGCUGGGCACCGAGCUGCAGAAGCACACCGAGGCGGCCGCCUACCUCUCCUGCCAGCUGCACGCCGCGCGCCAGAGACUGCAGGCCCCGCGCUCCGGCGCCGCUGCCGCCGAGCCCCGACCCCGCCGACGCGCACAACGGGCCCGCCGACCUCCCGAGGCGGCCGCCAAGGGGUCGGGCCGGGACUGGGCGACCUGGGACGACGCCGAUCCCAUGCCGGACCCCGCGCUCUUCCUAUACCCGCGGAGGCCGCCCCGGCCCAGUGCCCGCGGCCCGCGCCCUUUGCUACGCCAGGAGCUGCGAGACCAAGACGCCCCGCACCCCGUGUCACACCAGGAGCCCCCUGACCAAUGCGGCCCGCACCCUGGGCCCUUGGAGAGCCCUGACGCCACGCCCAGCGCCCUAGGGGAUCCUGAGUAGGCGCGGGGCAGGCAGUGGAGACCGGCAAGGCAGGCCCUGCUGGGCGGGAUCAAGGAUGGGGCGGAGUCCAGCCCGCAGAUCCACCCCAGCUCCGCCACCCACUAGAGCUGCCCCCGCCUGUGUGUUUCCCCCGAGAUGAGCUGCCCCCUUCGGAGAGGGAGCGCCAAAGGAUCGCACCUUUUUUUGUGGUGGAAUGGCAGUAAUAACCCUAAUCUGGGUUCCACCCAGCCCCUGGGACGGGGAGAGGCGGGGUCUUGUCUGUCCCUGGAGAGCUGACAAUCCCUUGAAGGGCGGGAGAAGGCUGGGUCUGCCUACAGGAAGGAACACGGUGGCACUUGGCACCGCUAGGCCUGCAAGCUCCCCUUUCCUGCUUUCUCUCCUCCACUCCCAGCCCUGCCCAGCCUUUUGCUUGGGAGAGGCAAGUUUAGGAGCUAACUCUUGUACUCGGAAGUAGCUACUCCUCGCCCCACCCACCCCACUGAUAAGUCCUUGAAGGUGAGCACGGAACACUUUAUAAUCUAUUUUAGAAGUCCUCUCAGAGCCGCUGGGUUCCUGGUGGCAAUUGACUUGCAGAAAACAGUAAGCAUAGACCCUUGGAGCGGGUCAUGGAAGAGGAACUGAUUGGUUUUUCCCAUGCAGGGGUGCAGGAGAUAGGCAAGCUGGGGCUCAAAUUUUGGCGAGGACGGAAGGGUCGUUCGUCCUUCCCGUUCCUGCGGCCGGCCACCUCAGAGACUUCGCAGUCCUGUUAUAGGUGCUAAUCUUGCCCAGCUUCCCAAGCAGCUGGCUGCAUCCAGAGGCAGGAAGGAGGGCCUGGCUUUUUUAAAGUGGCCGCUAUUUAUAGAAAUUCGAUUUUGCUGGGGAAGAAAGUGGAGACUGGUUAGUCCUCGGUGGUGCCUAACCCUGGAAAGGCCCCUAAACCUGCAAAACCUGCUGGUGAUGGGGUGGUCCUAUGCUCUCUCUCCCUCUUAGUUGGGAGUGGCAAGUAGAGAGCGGAAUGUUGGCACUUUCUCCUUGUCAGUUCAGCUCAUCCUAGGCCCCGCCCCUAGCCCCCACUCAUCUCUCUUGGUCUGACCUGCAUGGGGUCCUAAGUGCCUGUGAGAUCUUCCCUGGGGCUGCUGAGCAGGAAUGCCUCUGUUCACUCAGACGCUGGGCCCCUAGCAGGCCCUGGCUAAGGCACCACAUUGUGUGUGCCUCCCAAGGUCUUGAGGUGGGGAGCAGAGUCAGUCUCUCUCGGUAGCUGACAAACUUCUCCAGUCAUGGCCACCAGGAAGACACAGAAAUCUUGGCUCAUACCCUCCAGUCUGUAAGAGGAAGCAGGAGUUUGACCUGAAGCAGAAGGCAGUGAGCACAUGCCAACCUGAUCCUGCACACAGACCCCUCCCCACUCUCCCCUCCCUGAAGGACAGCUGAGGCCACUGAGCAGAGCUGUCUAGCUCCUGGGAGUUGGAUGGCGGAAGUAGAAUCCUGGGGUCCCUACUAGGGCCCCUAACUGCUACCUUCACUCCAGUGGCAAUAUGUGUACCGCUUGUCCCCUCUCAGUUUUGUGUGACUCUGCCCUCUCCUGCCACCCUCCCCACCUGGAACCUGCCUGUGUGAGGGACUCACUCUGUUCCCUGGGAGGUGCCCAAAGGGCAGUGGGAAGGGAAAGGCCGCUUUCUCUGGGUGCCUACACAGACCUACAUCUCCUACAACCAUACUUUUGGGGUGAACAGGGUGACUUCACUGAUUUUUCUAGGAGAGCCCUUUCUCAUCCAUCCAUCCGCUAAAAGCCAUAGCUACCCCGACUAGCUUCCCUUUAAACUAUAGCAAUAGCCUCCUUCCUUUUCCCUUCUGGGCACCCAGGAUGUUCAGCUGGUUCCAUCACACCCCAUCCCCAGGCAUCCGACAGUAACCUGCCUGUCUUUCCUCAAGUGACCCUGUCAACUAACGCCUUCCAAAUCCUGUUUCUCUUCCAACAGCCAGAGAUAAUGAUACUUGUUCGUGGGGUGCUUGAAGAUCUCCCAGAUGAAAGGGUCUGAGGGCCUCUGACUCCCUGUCAUGCAUGACCUUGGGGUGGGGGAAGGAAAUAAUGCAACUCUUCCAGCAGCAAGGGAGUGAUAAGGAGGCCUAGGCAGAUACAGGAUUCCAGUGUUAACAGAAUAGCCCUUCCCCCUUCCUCUUCUGGAAAUGGAUGGCUCCCUUGAGUGGUCUAUAGGCAAGGACUCCCUCAGCCUUCUGGUCUGGGACAGGCCCUCCCCUUAGCUUCCACCCUUUCCCUUCCUGGAACUGACUCUAGGAAUCCACCUGGUCAAAGGAAAAGUACCAGCCAUG
Molecule: messenger RNA, 3120 nt
Organism: Peromyscus eremicus (cactus mouse)
Lineage: Eukaryota; Metazoa; Chordata; Mammalia; Rodentia; Cricetidae
Gene: Ccdc92b
Product: coiled-coil domain containing 92B
Exons: 3
Coding region: 19-810 (263 amino acids)
Source: RefSeq, a predicted model, not a curated record